ACGUCUAUAGUUUUUUUAAGCGGCUAACAGUAAACAUUUGUCGACUAAGUUGAAACAGCAGGGCAGAAUAUGCAGUUUUCUACUUGUAAAAUGUGGGUUAGAUAGAUUUUUAGUUUUAUACUUUAAGAACUCUUGAAAAUUCGGUUUUUUUAUAAAAAAAAUUUAUUGAACAGAAUACAAUGUCAGAUGAAGACUCACGUUCAGUUGGCGAACAGGCUGAAAACACAUCGACUUUUACACUGGAAGACACUGAAGGAUGUGAUACUGAACCCUCUGAGGUUCAGCAGGAGCCUGGGGCCAUUUCAAAGGAGUUCCCUGCAGACAAGUACUACAACUAUGAGGAGCUUCACUCCAGACCGACCAUCACACCUGACUCUGAAAUCCCAGAGAACCUCCUGCAUUUCUCUCAUUCCUUUGGAUAUGACAGCCGUCGCAGGUCAAAUCUGAAGCUGCUGGAUGAGACAACGCUGAUGUUUAUAGCAGGAAACCUGCUUGUUCUGCUGGACGUUUCCACCAAGCAGCAGAGAUACCUGCGCUCCUGCAGUGGAGGAGGAAUCGGGGCCUUGGCGGUGCAUCCAACCAGAGAGUUCUUUACUGUGGCAGAAAAAGGAAACCAUCCUAUCAUCGUAGUCUAUGAAUAUCCCUCAUUAAGACCGUGCCGCGUCCUCAGAGGUGGAACGAAGUGUAAGUUCAGCUGCGUAGACUUCAACCUUGACGGGAGCCUGUUGGCCAGCGUGGGCGGGGCCCCUGAUUACAGGCUGACUCUGUGGAACUGGAGGCAGGAGGAGGUGAUGCAGAGCUGCAAGGGCAUCUCACAGGAGGUCUACAGAGUCAGCUUCUCCCCAUACGACCCGGAGCGGCUCACCUCGUCCGGAUCGGGACACAUCAAGUUUUGGAAAAUCGCGACCACCUUCACAGGUCUAAAGCUGCAAGGAGUCAUGGGACACUUUGGGAAAACUGCAGCAACUGAUAUCGAGGGUUACGUGGAACUUCCAGAUGGAAAGGUGGUGUCGGGCACAGAGUGGGGCAACUUACUGCUGUGGGAAGGAAACACCGUCCGGGUGGAGAUAUGCCAAAAAGAGGAGCGGAACUGCCAUGUUGGGAUGGUCCAGCCAUUCAACCUGGAAGAUGGACAACUGAUGACAUUUGGUGCUGAUGGAGCUGUUCGGGUCUGGGACCUUGAGAGGAUCAACACAGCCAACAUCAGCGGCACCAGCAGCAGGUUUGAGAUGGAGCCCAUCAAUGAGCUGGUGGUUGGACACAACGUUUGGCUUUCUUCUGUGGUCAGGAGCUCCCUGCCUGACUCCUACAUCUGGUUUGUUCAGGAUUCUAAUGGAGCCAUCUGGAAACUGGAUCUCUCCUUCACCAACAUGGCUGCUGAUCCAGAGUGUCUGUUUUCCUUCCACUCCGGGGCGAUCCAGGGCCUGGAUGUGUCGAAGAAAUCCCACCUGAUGGCCACCACCACUCUGGACCGUUCAGUCAGGGUGUUUGACUUCGUGGCUAAUAGAGAACUCAUAACUACCCGCUUUAAUCAGGGAGGAACCACGCUCGGCUGGGCUCCACCUAUGGUUAACCAGAGCGGAGGGUUACUGGUGACUGGGUUUGAGGAUGGGGUGGUCCGUUUACUGGAGCUGUACAACCCUCAGAGGCUGCAGGGGGCUGCUGAGCGGAGCCCCGAGACAGACGCUCAGCUGCGCCUCAGACAGGCUUUCAAACCUCACAACGCUCCUGUUUCUGCUGUGGCGUACGAUCGAAGCGGAGAGAUCCUGGCCACAGGGAGUUCGGACUGCACCGUUUGGUUCUUCACGGUCGGGGAGUGGUACAACCCCAUCGGCUACAUCCAUGUUCCCGGGCCUGUCAAAGCACUGGACUGGUCUCCUAACUCCCAUAGUAAGAGCAGGCUGCUCAUCCUUUGUCACAACGGUCACGUGGUGGAAGUCUACAGUCCAGACCCAGGAGCUCAGGAGUCAUCCAAAACCUUCAAGCUCCACAAUCUGCCUAGGAGGUCCUUCAGGUUUAAGAGCAUAAAAUCCAGAAUCAAGAGAGAAGAGGAGGUCAAAAAACGUCAAGGAGCAAAGGAGAAGAAAAUGAAAGAAAGAGCUGAAAGGUUCAAAGAAAUAAGGGAGGAGGGUAUAGUGUUUCUGGAGGAAGAGGAGGAGGAGGAGAAGAAAGACCUGCCUGCUAUCUGCUUCCCAAAUCCUCCAAGUCCUGUCUGCUGUGGCUUCUACUCACAGCCUGGACAGUUUUGGCUCUCAAUGGGAGGCUUCGACGCAGGUUUCCUGUAUCACUGUAAGCUGUCAGAGGAUCAGGAUGAGGAUCCUCUGCAGCGCCAGGAUGAACCCUUCGCUUUCCGACACAUCAGCGACGCAGACGACAACCCUAUUUGCUCCAUGACUUUCAGCUCCGACAGGCAGCUGCUACUCUGCGGCAUGCAGUCCGGCUCCAUCAGGGUUUACCCUCUGCAGCCUGGAGACCACAGCCUCACCUCUAUGCAGGCUUACUGGGCUCUGAACGUUCACGACAACGAAUAUGGACACCUGCGACACGUGCGCUGCAGCCUUGAUGACCUGUUUGUGCUGACGGCCGGAGACGAUGGAAACAUCUUCUGCUUCUGUUUGCUUCCUCCUGAAGAGCUGCAGAAAACCCUGGGGACAAAGACCAAGAUUCCUUCACCGCGGGUGGGUCUGGAAAACGAGGCGUUGGCUCGGGACAUCGAAGACCCGACAGCUUACUGCAUUGAGACAGCCAAAAAGAAGAUGGAAAAAGACAACCUGCGCCGGGAGGCUGAGCUGAAGGAAGCCGAAACGCAGAGACGGCUGGUCGAGCUUCGGAGGAGAUUCAAACAGGUCCUGAACGAUAACCAGAGUCUGCCUGAGCACAUCCAGCUGAAACCAGAGGAACUUCUGCUGGACCGCCGUUUUUACGAACAGGCAGAGAAGCUAAAGGCCCGGAAGGUGAUGGAGGUCCGAAAGCAGAUGGCCUGGGAGCAGGAGCGCUGCAGCAUCGCACUGAGAAAGCUGCAGGAAUGGUCUGAAGGCUCCCUGCAAGCUGACAUCAUCACUGUUGUCGCAAUACGCAGCGACCAUAGAGUCUCCACGUACCGUCUGCCAGCGUUUCGCUGGGCUUCAACUCCGAACAAACCUCAGAUCAUAAACCACCGUAACGGAGACAGAGAAUCUGGACAGGAAAGGAGAAAACCCAGAGCCGACCCUUCAAAAGACAGCCAACAAACAGAGGACCAAUGUUUAGAAGAGGUCGUGCUGCAGCCCACUGUGGUUGCCAAAGCCAGGGUUAAACUGGGAGAUCGGCAGGAAGAGAAGCUCAGAAAGGCAGCAGAGAAAGCACAGCAAGCCCGAGCUAAAAUAGAGAGGAGGAAGCAGGAAUGGGCCCAGAUUUAUGCAGAGAAGCCGGAGGAAGACUAUAUGGAUCCAGAGGAUGUUCAGGCCAUUUUUGAAGCCAAGGAGAAUCUCGGCGAGUUCAUCAAGGGGAAACAGCUCAGGGUGAAUGCUGAGCUGAAGAAAAAACAGCUGGCUGCUUUGGAGAAAAAAAUCCAUGAGCAGCAAAGCAAGAUGAACAGAAGGAUCGUGGCUCUGCGUGACUCUAAGGUUCGCCUGGUGUCUUGGAUGGCAGCUCAGGCUCAGCGACUGCAGGAGGUCCAGCGGGGUCUCCCAGCCCACCGGCGUCAGCCGCCUCCCACCUUGGCCACCCUUUUACCUGAAGAAACCCUGGAGAGGAAGCUGCAGGUCAGCCAAGCCACCUUGGAGAGAUACCGGACACUGAGAGAGCAGAGAAUAAAGUGUGUGGAUCAGGGGGAGCAGGAGGAAGCUGUGAGUUUAUUGGAGCAGCUGGAGAAAGAAAUGAAGCUCGAGGAGGAGGAAGACAAAGAGAAAGGAGAAGAUGGGAGCUCCACAGUUUCUGCAGGAACCAGAUAUGACCAAGAGACACAGGUGGAGCUGAGUGAGCUGGAGGUGGAGCUGCAGAUGGAGGAUGAGAUCAGGAUGCUUCAUGAACAGAACUGUCUGCGCCAACAGAUGGAGAGCUCAGUUUGCCAGUUUGACACAGACCUUCUGCAGCUGUAUCGCCACAAGCUGCAUCUGGACAGCCAGAUGAAACUGGAUGACCUCCAGCUGCUCACGCUCUUCCAGGAGAUGAUGCUCCUGAAGCAGUUUGAGAAGAGGGAGGGAGAGCUGCAGGAGAGACUCAACGUCUGCAUUCAGGAGGAGAAGAACAUCUCGUUGAAGCUGGAGGAGUACAACGAGCUGCUGGAGCUGAAGAGGAGCAACAUCGCCAAGCUGCAGGAGAGAGAAAGCAGUCUGCAGCUCCGUGAGCGGAGGCUGGAUCUGGAAGAGCUGCUGGCGGAGGAGAAAAGUAUCGCCAAAUCUCUGAAGAAGGAAAUCGACAUGCUCAUCAAGAAGGACAAACUGGUAAGGACCAGCCGGCAGUCGGUGGAAACUGACUUGGAGUUAAUCAACCAGGAGAAGCAGCUGAAAAUGGACGAACUGGAUGUGGUGGUUCCUCUCAGACUGGAUCAGAUUGCUUUUCUCUCCAACGGCUCGAUGCCUUCUGACCUGAGGGAGGCGUCGGUGCUGAACCGGACCGAGCUGCACAGGCUGCAGCAGCUCAAACUGCAGCUGGAGGCAGAGAACAUCGAGCAGAAAGAUCUUCUCCGUCAGGCUCAACUGCAGCGGAACAGGCUGGUCCGUGAAGCGAAACACAAGGUCACCAGGAUCCAAGAGCUGGAGCUGGAGAGCAAUGAGCUACAGAUGAAGAAAUUCGGCAGGCUGGUGGAUCUGGAAGCUCUGCACAUGCUGACAGGGAGCAGGAGGUUGGAGGAGCUCAAACAGGAGAAGCGGCUCCUAGAAGCAGCUCAAGCUAAGGAGAUCAGACACUGGGAUGUGAAGAUUGAGGAGGCAUUGGAGGCGUCAACGGAAGCGAUGAAGACUCACAACGAGCUUCUCUACAAGUUGUCGACCUUGUACGAAGAGAAGAUGGAGCUGGAGAUCAAAAUCAACGCCAGGCAGAAAAAAUUGGGCAGGCAGCAGUUCCAGGACCACCGGAGACGUGUGAACCAGGACGCCAUCCAGCAGCUCCAGGAGCUGUUAAAAAAACAAUCACAGCAGGCUGAAGCUCUCCAGAAACGCAUCAGCCUGCUGUCCUCUAGAGGAGGACAUGUGUUGCCCCACAACUGUGCCCGACUGGCUCCGAUGACCCCGCUGCCCACCCCCACCAGUGAUAAAUCCAUACAAGGAGCCUCUAACUGGCCAGAACUCCACCAGUAGGUGGCGCAAGAGCAACGCAGCUAAUGUUAUAACGUUUUCUGCCAUAAAUAAAAUCGUACAUGAACAAAA
This is a messenger RNA of Girardinichthys multiradiatus, 5348 nucleotides long. Its product is annotated as cilia- and flagella-associated protein 44-like. The transcript is spliced from 32 exons. The record is from RefSeq and is a predicted model, not a curated record. The coding region runs from base 180 to 5279 and encodes 1699 amino acids. Gene Ontology annotation, molecular function: protein binding. Lineage: Eukaryota; Metazoa; Chordata; Actinopteri; Cyprinodontiformes; Goodeidae.